Molecule: messenger RNA, 309 nt
Organism: Gossypium raimondii (Peruvian cotton)
Lineage: Eukaryota; Viridiplantae; Streptophyta; Magnoliopsida; Malvales; Malvaceae
Exons: 1
Coding region: 1-309 (102 amino acids)
Source: RefSeq, a predicted model, not a curated record
AUGUUUGACGAACUUCAGGCAUUAGAGAAAACUCAUACUUGGGAUCUGGUUGAUCUUCCUCCUAAAAAGAUACUGAUUGGCUGUAAAUGGGUGUACAAAAUCAAGACCCGUUCUGAUGGAUCUAUUGAGCACUAUAAAUCUCGAUUUGCAGGCAAAUGGUACAUGAAGGAGUAUGGUAUUGACUAUGAUGAAACGUUUUCUCCUGUGGCACGUCUCACUUCUGUUCAUAGUCUGUUGGCCAUAUUUACAGCUAAAUGUUGGAAAUUGCAUCAGAUGGAUGCCGAGAAUUCCUUUUUCAAUGGUGAUUAA